AUGGGGCCCCUGUGUCCUUGCCCAAACUCAAAAAAGCCUAGCCAGGGGCGGACUGACAACUCAUGGGGCCCCCGGGCAAUAGGGGAUCAUGGGGCCUCUGUGUCCUUGCCCAAACUCAAAAAAGCCUAUGAAAAAGGUACCAGGGGCAUCUCAUGGGGCCCCCUACUGACCCCGGACCCUCAGGCAGUGCCCAAGUUUCCAAAUGGUCAGUCCGCCCCUGCAUACAGUAUAUUUGCCAGGGUUGCUUGGCUUUGCACCAUCAUCCCUAAAAUCACAUGUGCACCACGA
Molecule: messenger RNA, 288 nt
Organism: Staurois parvus
Lineage: Eukaryota; Metazoa; Chordata; Amphibia; Anura; Ranidae
Source: the annotation of a GenBank genome assembly